Messenger RNA from Fusarium falciforme, 741 nucleotides. Its product is annotated as Fungal-trans domain-containing protein. Gene Ontology annotation, cellular component: nucleus. Gene Ontology annotation, molecular function: zinc ion binding; DNA binding. The record is from RefSeq and is a predicted model, not a curated record. NCBI's taxonomy places the organism in Eukaryota, Fungi, Ascomycota, Sordariomycetes, Hypocreales, Nectriaceae. Bases 1 to 741 code for a protein of 246 amino acids. Gene Ontology annotation, biological process: DNA-templated transcription. The transcript has a single exon.
AUGCGCAUGGGACUGCACCGAGACCCAGCUCACUGGCCAACUAUUCGACCAUUACAAGCAGAGCUCAGACGAAGGAUAUGGAUGACGCUCUACGAUAUGGAUUUCUUCACCAGCACACAAGUUGGACUGCCACGAAUCAUCAAGGACUCCCAGUGUGAUACACACCCUCCUGCCCACUUGCUUGACGGAGACAUAAGCCUCGAGCAUGACGAAGCUCCAGACGAGCGGCCACUGACAGAGCCCAGCUCGCUGCUAUACAUCAUCCAAAGACACCGCAUCAUCACACUGGCGGCCGAGAUAUACGAUGCAACAGAAGGAGGACUGCCCUUGGCCGCCACAAUUUCUGCACUAAGCACCAAGCUUGAAGAAACCGUCGAACCUAUACCGGCAUGGCUAAAGCACAAAACGCUCGAGGCAUCGAUUGCCGACAACCCCAUCACGAUACUGUAUCGUAUGUUCUUGGACAUUUUGAUACACAAGGCUGUCUAUCUCCUGCACCGACGAGCCUUUGUGAAAAGCUCUUCUGGAGAAGAAAACGCCAAAUCUAGCAAGGCGUGCAUCGAUGCUGCCCUAGCAAUAUUGCCCUCCGUGAUAUCUGACCAUGCUAAUGCUGGGGUAGAUCUUUUCAAAAAUAUUCCAGGAGUAAUCGCGCCGGGCCAUCGCGACCCUUUUGAGGACAUGGCUUUGGAUCCAUCUCUCUUUGGGAUGUUUGGAAGUAUGCCGGGCGACCUUACUUUGUGA